Molecule: messenger RNA, 472 nt
Organism: Paramecium octaurelia
Lineage: Eukaryota; Ciliophora; Oligohymenophorea; Peniculida; Parameciidae
Source: the annotation of a GenBank genome assembly
AUAAAUGGGAUGCGUAAAAUCAAAUGGAAAUAAAAAAGUAAAGAAUUAUACAAUAAAUAGUUAGAGGACAUGAAGUAAGGCUUUGUUAUUCGAAUUCUGCAUCCUGACAACAGAACUGAGAAGCAGUUUAAAUACUUUGAUGAGAAAUAGAAGAGUGAUCUUAUAAUGAAUGUGAUGAAUGGAAUAUGUUUUAGUGAGAAAGUUUCUGAUAAGUGCGAUGGUAAUUUUAUUUCAGUUUAUGAUCCUGCUGAUGAUCGGUUUCACUAUUACAUAUAAAAAUUAGAUGGUACUGCUUCGAAUACUCAAAGCGCUAGGAAUUGAAAUAGACAACCCUAAUGAACCGCUGAAAGGAAGAAUAUGGGUGCCAUAUAUAAAUGAAAAAAGGUCGGAUUGGGAUAUAUUGGUAGAAAAUAACACUAGAUUAUCAAUAACUGAUCAUUUAUUAUGGAAAUUGGAAGCUAUGAAAAAGUGA